CAUGGAUGGUAACAUCCACCUUGGCAGCCUCAUCAGCCGGCAUGAUGAUGAAGCCACCAGAACAUCUACCUCGGAAGGCCUGGAGGAGGGUGAGGUGGAGGGAGAGACUCUUCUGAUUGUUGAGUCAGAAGACCAGGCCUCAGUGGACUUGUCUCAUGACCAAAGUGGAGAUUCCCUCAACAGCGAUGAAGGAGAUGUGUCAUGGAUGGAGGAGCAGCUAUCCUACUUCUGUGACAAGUGCCAGAAAUGGAUCCCAGCCAGCCAGCUGAGGGAACAGCUCAGUUACCUUAAGGGCGAUAACUUUUUUAGGUUUACUUGUUCGGAUUGCUCGGCAGAUGGCAAGGAGCAGUACGAGAGGCUGAAGCUGACGUGGCAACAAGUUGUCAUGUUAGCAAUGUACAACUUGUCUCUGGAAGGAAGUGGACGUCAAGGUUAUUUCCGGUGGAAAGAAGAUAUCUGUGCUUUCAUUGAGAAGCAUUGGACAUUUUUACUAGGAAAUAGGAAAAAGACUUCGACGUGGUGGAGCACAGUAGCCGGUUGCCUCAGCGUGGGAAGUCCUAUGUAUUUCCGCUCAGGUGCUCAGGAAUUUGGAGAGCCUGGAUGGUGGAAACUUGUUCAUAACAGGCCCCCAACGAUGAAACCCGAGGGGGAGAAGCUAUCUGCCUCCACUUUGAAAGUGAAAGCCUCAAAACCAACAUUGGAUCCUAUCAUUACUGUGGAGGGCCUUAGAAAACGGGCAAGUCGGAAUCCUGUGGAAUCUGCGAUGGAAUUGAAAGAAAAAAGAUCUCGAACGCAGGAAGCAAAAGACAUCCGAAGAGCCCAGAAGGAAGCAGCUGGCUUUCUGGACAGAAGUACAUCUUCCACCCCUGUAAAGUUCUUGAGCCGAAGCCGGAGGCCGGAUGUAGUUCUUGAGAAAGGAGAAGUAAUUGACUUUUCAUCCUUGAGCUCCUCUGACCGCACCCCCCUAACAAGCCCAUCUCCUUCUCCCUCCCUGGAUUUCUCUGCCCCUGGCACACCCGCCUCCCAUUCUGCCACGCCUAGCUUACUUUCUGAAGCAGAUCUGAUUCCAGACGUGAUGCCACCACAAGCCUUGUUUCAUGAUGAUGAUGAGAUGGAAGGUGAUGGCGUCAUAGACCCAGGGAUGGAGUAUGUUCCACCGCCGGCUGGAUCAGUAGCCUCUGGGCUGGUUGGGGGCAGAAAGAAAGUCCGAGCUCCUGAGCAGAUAAAACAGGAGGUGGAGAGCGAGGAGGAAAAGCCAGACAGGCUGGAUGGAGACAGUGAAGACACUGAUUCUAACACCUCUGUGCACACGAGGGCUCGGGAGAAGAGGAAGCCUCCCCUGGAGAAGGACUCAAAGCCCAAAACACCCCGGUACAUGCCCGUGAGCAUCUAUGAGGAGAAGCUGCUGCUCAAGAGGCUGGAGGCCUGCCCAGGUGCCGUGGCCAUGACUCCAGAAGCCCGCAGGCUAAAGAGGAAACUGAUAGUCAGGCAAGCAAAAAGGGAUCGGGGAUUGCCACUCUUUGACUUGGAUGAGGUUGUGAAUGCUGCUCUUCUAUUAGUCGACGGGAUUUAUGGAGCCAAAGAAGGAGGAGCUUCCAGGCUCCCAGCUGGACAAGCCACAUACCGGACCACCUGUCAGGACUUCAGGAUCCUAGACCGAUACCAGACUGCCUUGCCAUCCAGGAAAGGAUUUCGGCAUCAGACCACCAAGUUUUUGUAUCGCUUGGUAGGAUCAGAAGAUAUGGCUGUGGACCAAAGUAUUAUUAGUCCUUACACUUCUCGGAUCUUGAAGCCUUAUAUCAGGAGGCGUGAUUAUGAGACAAAACCACCCAAACUACAGCUCCUGUCACAGAUUCGUUCCCACCUGCACAGGAGUGACCCUCACUGGACAGCUGAGCCUGACGCGCCUCUCGAUUACUGCUAUGUCCGACCAAAUCACAUCCCAACGAUCAACUCUAUGUGUCAGGAGUUUUUCUGGCCUGGCAUUGACCUGUCUGAGUGCUUGCAGUAUCCAGACUUCAGUGUCGUCGUUCUUUAUAAGAAAGUCAUCAUUGCCUUUGGCUUCAUGGUUCCUGAUGUGAAGUACAAUGAAGCAUACAUUUCAUUCCUCUUGGUCCAUCCUGAGUGGAGAAGAGCAGGGAUUGCAACUUUCAUGAUCUACCAUCUGAUUCAGACCUGCAUGGGCAAAGAUGUGACCCUUCACGUCUCAGCAAGCAACCCCGCCAUGCUGCUGUACCAGAAGUUUGGCUUCAAGACUGAAGAGUAUGUUUUAGAUUUUUACGAUAAGUAUUACCCCUUGGAGAGCACAGAGUGUAAACAUGCAUUCUUCCUGAGGCUCCGGCGCUGAGGUGAAGCCAGCUCGUCCCAGGUGAGCCGGCCUUCAGAGCCGUGCAGGCAGUGAUCGUUCACGGGCCCAGCAGGGUGAGCAGAGCCGUGCAUGGUAGAGCGUAUGGUGAGCAGCCCUUUCUGGAGCGGCCUCUGACCAGUAUCCUCGACUCAACCAUCAACCAAAACUGAAUGAUGCUGCUGUCGUCUUUCCACCUGGCUGUUGACAGUAGAGCUUCUAAACCCAUGUACUUGGUGAGAGAGAACCUGUGGGUCUUGUGUCAGCAUCUAAGAAAUGUAAGAGCCAUUAAGAGUCACAGUGCCUACAUGGCCCUCUGCUGUUCUGGGAUAAGAGACUGUUCUCAGCCUGAAUGCACGAAGGCUUAGGGGACACCAGAGUCUUAUUGUCUCCUUUACUGACUUGAGUCCCAGUCAGGAAGAAUAAACUGUGUCUGUCUCCA
Molecule: messenger RNA, 2786 nt
Organism: Jaculus jaculus (lesser Egyptian jerboa)
Lineage: Eukaryota; Metazoa; Chordata; Mammalia; Rodentia; Dipodidae
Gene: Kat14
Product: lysine acetyltransferase 14
Exons: 10
Coding region: 2-2347 (781 amino acids)
Molecular function (GO): acyltransferase activity, transferring groups other than amino-acyl groups
Source: RefSeq, a predicted model, not a curated record